GGCCAGUCGUUUUCCUUCGUUCGAGUUAGAUUGAACGUCCGCAGGUUUUCCCGCGCCGCUUUGAGUCAUCGGCUAGAAGAUAGUGCCGAAAUUUGUCACGCGCGUGCUAUUUCACCACCGUUACAUACCGGAACACGUGUGUUUCCAUUGCUGGAUAUCGUCUUACCUGUCUGUAGGUGUGUUCUUUGGACUUGAUUCAACGUAAAUCAGUGAUGAUAGAUGGCUUGUAGGGAAUGUGAUCGAUCAAAGAGCUAGCGAUGAGGAAAACUGUGAUAAUUGGAAAAGCGUGAAAAGCGGCAUACCUCGUUCGCGUGGUGGUGUUAUGGUUUUAUGGUGGCCGUAAACAGAUCAAUUAGUGCGUUGAUGGCAUUGUGCUGAUGAGCGGAGAAGAUCAUCACCAAGCUUUCAGUGGAGGUGUGCUGCAUUGAGUGAGAAAACUUCAAUAACAAAACGAGAAAUUUUCACUGCAGUUUACUGUGAUUUUAAACCGAAGUGACAACGAACAGUUAAAGGCACAAGUGAGUUACGGUUAGCAGCAAUGGUUCCCCAGCAGAAAAGCAGAGGGAGCAGCGGCCGUUUGAUGUACAAAAUUGGAUUAUUCUUGCUGCUGGUUGAAGCGUCACAAUGCUUACAAAUCACCAAUCUUGACGUACCGCAAUCGUACAUCGUAUCGCGAGGUGAAGAGCCCUCGGAAGAUCUCAUCUUGGACUGUGAGUUCGAGAUGGAUGAAGCCAUGGCGAAGGGGUUCGUACUGAAGUGGAAGCAUAAUGGGCUGCAGAUCUAUCAAUGGAUUCCGGUGAAAUCAAAACCGGUGGCAUUCUCUUCCUUCAAGGGUCACAUCGAUUUGGACCAUCCGGUGUCGGAUGAUCGGUUCCAGAAAUAUCGUGCCUUAAAGCUGAUCAACCCGGCAGCCAACUUUACUGGCAACUACAGUUGUUCGGUGCAAACGUACGAGGAGAACGAAACCAAAACGGGACACCUGCAGAUCAUCGUACCGGAGAUGGAGUUCAAUCUGACGUACCACCGAGGGAACAACGGCAGCGUGGUUGUAUCCUGUGGGGUUAGCGACAUCUUCCCGAAACCGGAACUGUCGUUGUUCAUCGACGAAUCGCAAACGAAAAAUGUGGUCCUGUCCGAGGAACAAGUCCAGGGAUCCUACGACGUUUUCCUACAGCACGUCCUCAGCGAUGACUCCAAGGAUGCAUCCAUCAGCUGCCAACUGUCGAUACCGGGGACUAACUAUACCAAAAAGCGAGAGAAGAUGUAUCAUGGAGCGGCCUUCCGAGCGAACAUAUCGACCCUGCAAGCCCUUCUGUACGCAUUGGCCGCAGCAGUAUUGUCCAGCACGUUUAGAUUGUAACACCCAGCGGACGUCAUCCGAUGUAAUCGGAAACCGUUCGCGAACGUCGUCGACAGUGUCUUAUUAGAUUUUCGUACUACAAGUGUCGGAUAUUAGGAGAUUUCAUCACCACACGUUAGGUUAAGGCAGAAUCAGAAUCGAGAAUAACCCAAAAUGUGACACGCUUAAAAGCUUCUAGCCAAAAUGUUAAGUUGUCUUACCUCUAGUUUAAUGUCUUCCACAACACUGAAACUGUUGAUUCGAAUAGAUUAUAGUAUUUGGCGUUGUUUUUAGUUUUGGAAAACCAAUCGCACAAAUUACGAAAGCCACUAUUUCAAUCUUACACCCCACUGCCCACAGAAGUGCAUUGUUGCCGGCAAAUAAUUCGUUUAUUUUUAAGUAAAUUGAUGUAUAUAGUUGUUUGUAUAUUUUUCUUCUUAGCUCUAAACUUCCUAAACUAAUGCUAUUCCCUUGUGUCCAAGCGCAGCAAAUCUCAUCUGUCUAUUUAUUACAAAGUUUGUUAACCAAAAAUAUACGUGAAACAAAAAAAAAACGAAAAGCUAUGAUAAGUAAUAAACAUUUCGUGCGAAGU
This is a messenger RNA of Ochlerotatus camptorhynchus, 1931 nucleotides long. RefSeq lists its product as uncharacterized. The record is from RefSeq and is a predicted model, not a curated record. NCBI's taxonomy places the organism in Eukaryota, Metazoa, Arthropoda, Insecta, Diptera, Culicidae. The transcript has 6 exons. Bases 539 to 1360 code for a protein of 273 amino acids.